UGAUGACGAGUGACGGCUGGUAAACAAUGUGUCUGUGUUUUAAGUGGACGAGUUAAAGGGAAAGUGUGUGUCUGUGUGUGUUGUGGUCACCAUGGUCUUCCUCAGACGGAGGACGCUGCUUCGCUACCUGUUCCUGUCGGCCAUGUUGGCUCUGCUCCUCAUCAUCAGCUCCUUCUGGCUCCCUCAGGGUGGAGUCGGCGAGUGUGGCAGUGCCGGGCAGCCAUGUUUGAGUUUUUACCACCUCUCGCCCGAGCCUCCAUUGUUACCUGCGGAGAGGGCGGGGCCCAGUGAAGCCCCGCCCCUCAUAAAGGAGUGUCCUGGCCAAUCAUUUCAGGCCUGGCGUCUGCUCCAGUAUUUAAAGUCCAGCCUGGCGGACGCUGACGACAUCCUGCUGGAGCCGUACCUGCAGAGCUGGGAUCAGCUCCUCAACUUCAUGGAGUCUCUCGGGACGAUGGUCAGUUUGUUCUCUCAGAAGGUGAAGGAGAAGGUCGUACUGAUACGAGAGCUGUCACUCAAACACAGCGCAGAGGCUCAUGGGAAACGUGGUCCGUCGGACAGCUCUGGACUAAAAAAAGGGGCGUAUCGCUCGGUUCGGUCCAUGGUGGGGGCGGAGCUAAAGGCGGGCUUGGUGGACUUCACCUGGCGAACAGAUUCAGGGUGCAGGACGCUGCUGCGGCUGCAUCGAUCUCUGCUGUGGUUGAAGCUCAUGUUGGAGGGUUUGACUGAAGGACCGGACGCCGAAGGUCGAUACAAAACACCUGGAGAGCUGGGCAGGGAAGCCUACAAGGUGGCGUUGGCCCCCCACCACCCCUGGAUGUUGCGUCAGGCUGCAGAGGUCGUCUUCCUCGCCCUCCCGGACAGACAGUACUUCCUGCAGCUGGUGUGUGUGACGAACCAGGAGGAGGCUGUGCCCGUCCUGCACACCAUCAUCCACGCCCUGAUGCUCGUACACACACAGACCCAGCGAAUCCUGGCAGAACACAACAUGCUGGAACUGCCCUGAACGCAGCACAUCGACGCAGCAUGUCAACGCAGCACGUCGACGCCAUGACUGUACGCACAGAUAGACAAGCUUCCAGUCAAUGUGCGGAGAGCUUCAAGGACAGAAACCACCAACAGACGACAAAAACACAACGUAAAACAGUCCAAGGUUGUGCCGACAGUGGUGGAGGAAAUAUUCAGGUCCGUCAACAACGCGCUCUGUUACAAGCUGACCUUUGACCUUUUGGAUGUAAAAUGUCAUCACUUCAUUAUUUCAUCCUGUCAGACACUUGUGUCAAGUUUUGUCAUAAUUAGUGUUUGAAUUCUUCAGGUAUGGUCCAAAACAUGUUUUGUUAGGUCACACUGACCUUUGACCAUCAAAUUAUAUUUAGUUCAUUCUUGACUUCAACCAACGUUUGUGCCAAAUUUGAAGACAUACCCUCAAGCUGUCCUUGAGAUACUGCAUUCACAAGAAUGAGAAAGAUACAAGGUCAAAGUGACGUUUGAUCACCAAAAUCUAAACAGUUCGUUGACUCAAAGUGAACGUUUGUGCCAAAUUUGAAGACAGACCCUCAAGCUGUUCCUGAGAUACUGCGUUCACAAGAAUGAGAAAGAGACAAGGUCAAAGUGACGUUUGAUCACCAAAAUCUAAACAGUUCGUUGAUUCAAAGUGAACGUUUGUGCCAAAUUUGAAGACAGACCCUCAAGCUGUUCCUGAGAUACUGCGUUCACAAGAAUGAGAAAGAUACAAGGUCAAAGUGACGUUUGAUCACCAAAAUCUAAACAGUUCGUUGACUCAAAGUGAACGUUUGUGCCAAAUUUGAAGACAGACCCUCAAGCUGUUUCUGAGAUACUGCGUUCAAAAGAAUGAGAAAGAGACAAGGUCAAAGUGGCGUUUGAUCACCAAAAUCUAAACAGUUCGUUGACUCAAAGUGAACGUUUGUGCCAAAUUUGAAGACAGACCCUCAGGCUGUUUCUGAGAUACUGCGUUCAAAAGAAUGAGAAAGAUACAAGGUCAAAGUGACGUUUGAUCACCAAAAUCUAAACAGUUCUUGACUCAAAGUGAACGUCACAAGAAUGCGAUAGAUGGACGGAUGGCCUGAAAACAAAAUGGCUCCAGCCACGUAAAUUACUGGCGCAGAGGCAUGAAACUGUGGUUAAAGACUGAUUGUUAAAGUUUUUUAUAUGACGUCAUCAGAUGAUUGUGACUGAUGCAUUCACGCACAGUAGGAUUUUACUGUGGUAGUUCGUUGAGGUGGAGCUUAUUAUAAACUAUUUACUAAUGACUGUUUUCAUUAUGGAUUAAUCUGCUGAUCAUUUUUUCAAUUACGAUUGGCUGUUUGAUGAGACACGUUUGUCACAA
Epinephelus fuscoguttatus (brown-marbled grouper) is the source of this 2344-nucleotide messenger RNA. Its product is annotated as ceramide-1-phosphate transfer protein-like. Gene Ontology annotation, biological process: ceramide transport; intermembrane lipid transfer. The coding region runs from base 92 to 1003 and encodes 303 amino acids. Gene Ontology annotation, molecular function: ceramide 1-phosphate transfer activity; ceramide 1-phosphate binding. The transcript has 6 exons. Gene Ontology annotation, cellular component: cytosol; cytoplasm; membrane. The record is from RefSeq and is a predicted model, not a curated record. Lineage: Eukaryota; Metazoa; Chordata; Actinopteri; Perciformes; Serranidae.